Molecule: messenger RNA, 408 nt
Organism: Delphinapterus leucas (beluga whale)
Lineage: Eukaryota; Metazoa; Chordata; Mammalia; Artiodactyla; Monodontidae
Source: RefSeq, a predicted model, not a curated record
GAUAUCUAUGUCUGCAUGAUCUCCUCCGCACACAAUGUGGCCGCACAGGGCAAGUACAUUGCCAUCGCCAGCACAACCGUGGAGACCAAGGAGCCCGAGAAAGAAAUCAGACCAGCUCUGGAACUCUUGGAACCAAUUGAGCAGAAAUUCGUAAGCAUCAGUGACCUCCUUGUACCAAAAGAUUUGGGAACAGAAAGCCAGAUCUUUAUAUCCGUACGUAUGAUGCGACAACUCACUUUGAGACAACCUGUGAUGACAUUAAGGACAUCUAUAAGAGGAUGAUGGGAUCCGAGUUUGUCUUUGAGGAAAUGAAGCGCAAGAAAAAUGACAUCUAUGGGGAAGACUAACAGCAGUACAUGUUAUCAUCUAAUUAGGACAAACUUAAAAUUUGGCAAAUGAUGCAUAUUG